AUGACUAGAAAUCGAGUCGUAGGUCAACAUACUUCCAGCAGAACUGUGUCUGCAGGAAAACAACCGCGAAAUUUUGGUCAACUUCGGCCCCAGACGCAUUGUCAGCGACGUUUGCCGAUGCCGGUCACUCCAACUACUGAAGCUUCUAGUUUGCCAGRCACAGCUAUAACACCUUUGCCAGUUACUCCAGGACCGAGUUCUUCGUCAAGUUCUUUAUCAAGUCCUUCUACAAGUUCAACUCCGCUGAUGGACGURACGAACACGCAUCCCGUAGCCAACAGUGUGGAUCCUGUYGGUCCCGUGGAUCUUCAAAGUUUUGUCGACGAGUCCAGGAAGGCUUUUCAGGAAAUAUUGGGAUUACUUAGUGAUAGAAGCCAUCAGAAGACGGCAAAAACGAGGCGAUUACCCAGAACUUUAACGAGUAAUGUCAGAACCACCAUGAAGAACCUUUAUGGAAACGGGCUUCAUGACUCGUGGAACCUAAAUGAAAGCUUCUGUAGCCCAACAAAUGAGCAAGUUUAUCUGCGAGUCACAGCAGCUGUUCAAAACAUUGAGAAGAUCCCCUCAAAUGUAAUCAGAGAUGCCUUAAGAGUAUACUUCAAAACCAGAAGGAGACAAAAUGCCAUGACAGCAGGGAAGAAAGCCCAGUACUUAAAAGAUCAACGAUUAAGAACCAGAAUAAACCUUAAAAGAACACAAAGGACCAAGUCAUUGCAAGACUCGACUACACUCACAGAAGACCAAAAGGAAAAAUUUAGUGAAGUCCUUACAAACGAAUACAUGUCAUCUGAGGAAUCAGAUGAUGCACCUGAAAUUACAGACUCAGAGGAAGAASARGAGCAAGUUGGAAGUAUUUUAAGUGUAAGAAAGUUGCCAUGGCGAAGCAAUGAAGUAAAUGAACUCUUUACCAGACUGGACAAGAAAACCUCAAAGAAACGGUCCAGAAAGGGCAGAGGAAUGGUUAUCCACAGGGUCCAAAACCCAGUUGCCUCAAAUAGGCYAGCCCCUGAAGAUSCUCCAUUAUGGGCUUUGCAAUAA
Exaiptasia diaphana is the source of this 1038-nucleotide messenger RNA. RefSeq lists its product as uncharacterized. The transcript has 5 exons. Bases 1 to 1038 code for a protein of 345 amino acids. The record is from RefSeq and is a predicted model, not a curated record. Lineage: Eukaryota; Metazoa; Cnidaria; Anthozoa; Actiniaria; Aiptasiidae.